Thamnophis sirtalis is the source of this 1733-nucleotide messenger RNA. NCBI's taxonomy places the organism in Eukaryota, Metazoa, Chordata, Lepidosauria, Squamata, Natricidae. The record is from RefSeq and is a predicted model, not a curated record.
AUGAUGUAUAUCCAGAAAAAAAGGAGAUAUGAUCGACUACGCCACCAUUUGUUGCCAAUGUACAGUUAUGAUCCUGCGGAGGAGCUACAUGAGGCUGAGCAAGAACUCCUAGUGGAGCCAGAGGACACUAAAAUGAUGCGAGGUUGGGGAGGAUACCAGCCCUAUCGUAAUUCAUUUAUGGAUGUGAAAGCUUGAUGGUACUCAUCUCGGACUGAUCACAGAGGGUAGAUGGAUGACCUCUUCUACCUGGCAUGUGUGCCAACUUGAAUGCCAUUAACGUUGCUGCCUUUCUUUACACUUCAGUACUACAGCCUCUUGACGUGACUUCCAGUAACAGAAGGUGUGAUGGAUGCCAGCCGUGUCGAGGAGAUUGGCACUGAGCACCUGGUACAAAGAGUAGCCCAGGGGGGGUUGGAGAAUUGUGUUUGGAACUAGGACAGCUUGCUAUGUGGUAUCAUUCUUCGUAUCAACCAUCUCCUAAUUUGCAUUUUAUGUGGAUGAUGAGAUGCAGGAGUUUAUGAAAUUUUGAGUAAAAUAUCACUGAAUAGCUCUUGCAUUACGGGCAUCAAUCCUCAAAAGCUCUGCUUCAUUUUAAAAAAAAAAGCAAAGCAGUGAACCUCCAUUUCCUUUUGUGAACAAAGAGCAUCAGAAUGCAGCUGCUGUGAUAUCCCAGCACAUUGCUUGCUGCCUUCUCUGCCUAAGAAUGUAAAAGGGUGUAUUAUUUAAAGCUGUUGGAUUCCUGUAACAUACUACUGAACAGAUGCGAGCAAAGUGAAUAAAAUCGCCAAAUGCAUAACUUGGUGCUUGAGGAGUGAUGGUAUACUUCUUGAAAUAGGGAUAACGGUUACAUGACAUCAGCUUUGGAAUUAUUGUGUGUGCUACAUGCUGGGAGGAUGCAGUUUAGCUAGGAAGUUUGUAUAGAUGCUUAGCAUGUCUAUCAGAAAGGACCAUCGUUAUGAGAACUAUUUUCUUUGGUGACCUGUUUGAGCUCAACAGGGACAGUGUUAUUUGGUAUUUGGGAAAUCAUCUCUGUUUUGUAAAUAAAACUGAACCCAACUAGGAGUACCUGUGGCAAAACAUCAAGCUUUUACAGUACUAUGACCUGUUAUGCCUGUCUUUGUGAAUACAGCUUGUUACCAUUGAUAUAUCUGUGAUGGACAUUUUGGUGCAGCAAUGUUAUUGCUGCUUUGCUGAAAAAUUUGUGCUACUCAUUGCUUGCUGAACUUGGCUAAUGGACACAGAUUAUGCACUUAAUGUAGAAGGCUGUACUGGUAACUUUGAGAAAGUGUCUUAAUGUACCCCCCCUCCCCCCAAAAAAAGUUUUGAUUUUUAGCAAAGUUGGAGGUGUUCCACACAUUUUAAGAACAUUGGGAUGCAACUUACAUUGCAUACAUCGGAUGCCUUUUGAGGUUGACAAUGUAUUCCUAAUGCAAUGGGAAAAAUGUGACGAUUAUGGUUCUGGAAAUAAAGUUAUUUUUUCCAUGACGACUGAAUGCACACGACAAUGCACAUUGCAACCAUCGCUUCUCUUCCUAAACACACGAUUAAUAAACUGGUGGUGCAGCUGCAUGGGCUGAAUUAAUGGUGGUUUGAUGCCACCAUGAAGAAAAGCAUUCUUCUGCCAUUCCCUGCAUCAUCUUCCAAUGAAAUCAAUAUGUACUGUGUCCUGUAGUUUGUUUUAUUUUGUCCCCAUCUGUAUGCCUUUGGUUUAUAUCUCAUUGCUAUUAACUCCU